AUGCUGGGUGCCAGGACGAAGCAGGUCUAUGCGUACGGACGACGCGGGCAUCGCAUCGUCAAUGUCACAGAAGACCGGGGAGAUAUCAAGACGACGAUCACAAGCCACCGGGCGUCGGAAAAUGAGACAAUCUCUUCCUCAUCUCCGUCUCCGCAACCGAUACCCCGACAUCGGAAGAAACCAAUAAUUUCUUCUCCUAUACCAUCUCCGCAAUUCAAGAGGAAAAAUGCUCCUACACCAGCUGCGAAGAAGAAGAAGAAGGCGUCUCCGAAAGCCGCAAAUAUCAGAGCUGCUAAGAUCUCCAAAUCCGUCCGUCACCCGUUAGGGCUAUUCCCCGCGAAUGUCCCAGGCUCUCCGGCAAUUGCUCCCAAUCUCAGGAAGAAGCGCAAAGCACUCAUUUCCAGAGGGACUCCAUUUAUGCCGAACUCUCCCUUUAUUGAUGUUGACAUCGUCGUGCUGGACGCUCAAGGUCGCCGCCUGAGCCAAGAGAGGAGAGUGUCCAGAUCUGAUGUGCAGAUCAACAAGCUACCUGCGUUGCCGUUGAAGGCUGUCAAGAUAAAAGGGACUGCUCUGCCAAAUGUCGACAUUCAUGACAUUUCGAAUGCUGAAGAGAUUGUCUCUAUUCCCAAGCCUCCGAAACGAGCUAGGGCAAUCAUGAUUUCAUCAGACGAAUCUGGUAGCGACGAUGACGAAGUAACAGUAGCCAAACUCCACAGCUUUGCAACCGCUCAACGGAUACAAGAACGCGCGAUACGACACACAGCACCUACAGCGGCAGGUCGGGCCCGCGCCAAAGUCAUCUCGUCACCGUCCUCAUCCUCAUCGCCACCUGAAACACUCAUGCGUAUACCAGAGCGACGGCCUUUGAACCGUACUGUCUUCGCUGUUGCCCCCAAAGUUACCGCUGCUGCUUUACCGGCACCGGCACCCGACUUCAUACAUUGGACACCCAGCCAGGGCCAGCCCGUAUUCUCAAUCCCAGUAUUACCCUCCCCCCAUGCUAAACUGCGCCAGCUGACACCUAUCCGCUACCGGCCUGGACGAGCAAAUAUUUUUCCCGCUCCCCCUUCACCGCCAUCGCCCACAACUCCGACAGACUUCGAUCUCUCGCUAGACUUCUCUGAACUCGACCUCUCGCCCGCAGCGCUUUCUGCGGGCGUAGGUUCGGAUGUGCACACGUCCGCCCCGCCGGAGUACCUCCAGCCCCUGCUCGCAGAGUGCUCUCAGACGAUGCCGCACGAGUUCUCCGCAUUCAUCGAGAUGUUCCCGUUCGACCCGAUCGUGCAGACGCCUCUGGCUGCCAAGGCUCACUUUCAAAAGAUCGGCGAGGCAUCGUACUCCGAGGUGUUCGGCAUCGGGGAUGUCGUCCUGAAGGUAAUCCCGUUGAGGGACGAGGUCGGCCACGCCACCAAGGCUACUAUGGACGACGACGUAGAGUCACCUGCCCCCAGCGAUUCGAAGGACGUACUGAAGGAGGUUAUCGUGACACGUGCGAUGGGAGAGAUUUGCACGGGCUUCGUGAAGCUCCUCCGGACGUACGUCGUGCGCGGGAAAUACCCAUCUUUGUUACUCAGCCUCUGGGACCAGUAUCACGAGAAGAAGGGAAGUGAAAGUGUUAGACCGGGUGGGUUUUCCUUCCUUGAAGUUAUACCUAGCUUGGCUGAAUGCUUUCAAGAUUCCUUCACGGUCUCUCAGGUGUACGCCAUCAUUGUACUUCCGAAUGGCGGCCCCGACUUGGAGGCAUUCUCGUUUGAGACAGCGUCCAAGACUGGCUGGAGGCAGGCAUGUAGCCUCUUCUGGCAAGUCGCCCGUGCGCUCGCAGAGGCAGAAGACCUUGUUCACUUCGAGCAUCGAGAUUUACACUGGGGUCAAAUCUUAGUGAAGACUCUGCCUGCCGCCAUUCGGCCAGCGCGGCGAGCUGCAUCGAAGAAACUCUCAAUGGACCACGAGGGCCAUGGCAUCCAGGCCACCGUGAUAGAUCUUGGUCUCGCUCGCAUGAACUCUAGUGGCGAUGCCAGCGAUGUGCAAUGGACACCGUUUGACGAAGAAAUAUUUGAAGGCGAAGGAGAUUAUCAGUUCGAUGUUUACCGGAUGAUGAGGGCACACAACGGUAACUCGUGGGAGGACUAUCGUCCAUUGACGAACGUCAUGUGGCUGCACUACCUCGCAGGAAAACUCCUGCGCUCCAAGAAGCUUCGCGCUCCGACAGUCUCCCGCAAAAGCACUCUUGCGCCUGCCUCAGCAAUGUUCACAGAACAGGAAUGCUACGAGUGCCUAGUGGACGUGGAGGAGAUGCUCGGCCGCUGCUUCGCAUCGAGCAAGCCCCCGCCAGCCGGGCGCAAGGGCAGGCGGAAGACCCCAGCGCCCGUCAAGGUGGCCAUGUCCGAUACUGCGGGGCCACGAAGCGCCGCAGAGGUGGUGCAGUUCGGGAGAGGGAGAGGGUGGGUUAGGUGA
Molecule: messenger RNA, 2454 nt
Organism: Sparassis crispa
Lineage: Eukaryota; Fungi; Basidiomycota; Agaricomycetes; Polyporales; Sparassidaceae
Exons: 4
Coding region: 1-2454 (817 amino acids)
Biological process (GO): mitotic cell cycle; intracellular signal transduction
Cellular component (GO): cytoplasm; nucleus
Molecular function (GO): histone H3T3 kinase activity
Source: RefSeq, a predicted model, not a curated record